UUCUCUAAACAUAGAAAGCAGCUCCCGACAGCUCAGUCAGCGCCCUGCCUUCCCCACAGGACGAGCCCGGCUGCUCCCCAGGGAGGGAUCCGGCCCCAGAGCCCCCAGGAAGAGUUUGCGUUCAGCGCCAUGGCACAACCUGUCCCUGUCCUGCUCUGGGCCUGGUGCGCGCUGACAGCUCUGGCAGGGGCCGCACAGGGCUCGUUUGAGGUGAGCGUUUCGCCGGAAGCUGCCGUGGUGGAGCACGGAGGGUCCGUCUGGAUAAACUGCAGCACCACGUGCCGGGAUCCUGGUGCCAGCGGCGGCCUCGAGACCUCGCUCACCAAAACCGAUAGGAAAAGUGGAUCCAGCUGGGUAGCCUUUCGCCUCGUCAAUAUCAAGGAGUGGGUGUCGUCCCCUCAGUGCUUCUUCAACUGCGAUGGAAGUACGACGCUGGUGACUGCAAACAUCUUCGCUUACCGGGCGCCGGAGCGGGUGGUGCUGGAGCCGCUCCCCGAGAUGGAGCUGGGCCAGGCCUAUAACGUGACGUGCCGGGUUCUGAACGUGGCUCCCGUCACACGCCUCACCGUGACCCUCCGGCGGGGAGGACAGACCCUGCACACGGAGACCUUCCAGAACCACACCGGGACCGGACCCGAUGACAUCACAGUGAUCACGGAGAUCACCCCUCAGCGAUCGGACCACGGGCAGGAGAUCACCUGCCACGCAGCCCUGGACCUGCACGGGUCCCACUUCGAAAACAGCUCCUCUGCGGUGGAACUCAAGGUUUAUGAUCUCCCAGAGGAGCCCCAGCUCCGAACCUCCCUCUAUAUCGAGGUGGGCACCAGGGCGACCGCCCGCUGUAGGGUGGCCGGGGUCUUCCCCGUCGCGGGAGAGGCCUGGUUCAACCUGUCCUUUGGGGGAGAGAGCCUGAACUUCACCGUCACCACGUCGGGCGACACGGCCACUGCCCAGGGCGAGGUUUGGUCCCCGUCCCCGGGACAGUACCAGCUGAACUGCACCGUGUCCGUGGGGCCCGUGUCCAGAUCCGCAGGGCAGAGCGUUCUCGUUUACCGUCUCCCUGAGCCCGUCCUGGAGGUAACCGAGUCCCGGACCCUCGUUAACAGCAGCGUGACCGUUACGUGCCGUUCUCCUGAGGCCGACCCCCCGGGCGUCCUGCUCCAGCUCAGAGACGCCGAGCGACUCCUGGUCUCCAGCGCCCCCGCCCAGCCCCUUGCGCAGCUCCAUCUGACGGCUGGCGAGGAAGACAACGGGAGGGAGUUCACGUGUGAAGCAAGGCCUGACUCCGGCAUCCCCGCCGUGAAACGCACGUCUGCCAGACUCACUGUCCUCUACGGGCCCAGGAUGGACGACUCCGGCUGCCCCAGGGAGUGGAUCUGGAAGGAGGGGACAGAGCAAACCUUCUCCUGCCUGGCCCAGGGGAACCCAGCGCCAGCCGUGGUGUGCACGAAGGGCGGGGUAUCUGCCAGCAUCGGGGUGCAGCGGCAGGUCAGGAGAGAGGACGCCGGGACCUACCACUGCAAAGCAUCCAACGCGCACGGCUCGGCCAGCCGGGAUGUGACCGUCCAGGUGGAAUAUCUCCCAGAGGAGCCAUGGCUCCAAACCUCCCGCUAUAUCGAGGUGGGCGCCAGGCCGCUCGCCCGCUGUGGGGUGGCCGGGGUCUUCCCCGUCGCGGGAGAGGCCCGGUUCACCCUGUCCUUUGGGGGAGAGAGCCUGAACUUCACCGUCACCACGUUGGACAACACGGCCACUGCCCAGGGCGAGGUUUGGUCCCCGUCCCCAGGACAGCACCAGCUGAACUGCACCGUGACUGUGGGGCCCGUGUCCAGAUCCGCAGGGCAGAGCGUUCUCGUUUACCGUUUCCCUGAGCCCGUCCUGGAGGUAACCGAGUCCCGGACCCUCGUUAACAGCAGCGUGACCGUUAUGUGCCGUUCUCCUGAGGCCGACCCCCCGGGCGUCCUGCUCCAGCUCAGAGACGCCGAGCGACUCCUGGUCUCCAGCGCCCCUGCCCAGCCCCUUGCGCAGCUCCAGCUGACGGCUGGCGAGGAAGACAACGGGAGGGAGUUCACGUGUGAAGCAACGCCUGUCUCCGGCAUCCCCGCCGUGAAACGCACGUCUGCCAGACUCACUGUCCUCUACGGGCCCAGGAUGGACGACUCCGGCUGCCCCAGGGAGUGGAUCUGGAAGGAGGAGACGGAGCAAACCUUCUCCUGCCUGGCCCGGGGGAACCCAGCGCCAGCCGUGGUGUGCACGAAGGACGGGGUGCCCGUCAGCAUCGGGGUGCAGCGGCAGGUCAGGAGAGAGGACGCCGGGACCUACCACUGCAAAGCAUCCAACGCGCACGGCUCAGCCAGCCGGGAUGUGACCGUCCAGGUGGAAUAUCUCAACAUCCUGGGUUUGGCACUGGGGCUCGUAGGUGCGUUGGCUGCUCUGACCGGACUAGGCGUGGGGGGCUACAUGUACUACCGCUCCACGAGAAUCCGAAACUACCGGCUCAGACAGCAGCAGGCCAAGCAGGCCGAGCAGGGCAAGCCGGCCGAACAGAUGAGCCUGAACGGGGCCACACAGAACACACCUGAUCUGGAGCACAGCGUCUAGGCCUGGAGUGCAGGACCCGGAGCCCUGGGGCUCCUCACUGCUGCUUUACCCCUUCGCCCCCGGGGAGCCCCCGUUAACCCUCGGGAUGCUGGGCAAUGCCAAGAGCCUGGGGGUUCAUAGCCUCUGCCCGGGGCCCUCCCAUGCGCACACCAGCUGCUCUCCGGAGAGCAAGGAUCAGAGGGAGGGAGGCCUCCGGAGCGGGGCAGACACCCCCAGGACGUCCAGGGCUGGAAUCUCCCGUGUCCUUGGCCGGAGGGACGUCUGGCUGCAGCUGAGCUCUGCCCCGCUGGGGAAGCAGGUGGCUGGGAGACCCCAGGCCCAGCAGGAAACGCCUGUAACACUAAAGUCGGAACAGUUGUGCCGGGAGGGGAACGGCGUUAACGGCCGCCUCUAACCACUUCUCCUAGCGAUGGGGAAGGUGCCUCUGAGCCGCACACCAGCUCUGCCCCAGCUGGGGAGGCGGCCGCCCGGGGCACGUGCGACGGACCCACAGGAUCACUGUGAAAACGGUUUGACACUAACCAGAGGGGCUUUGGGAUCACCGGGUCUGUGCAACGGAGACGGACCGUGGGGUCUGUUACUCGGAUCAGCUGAAUCGCAAGACGCUACGUCCCCCCUCCACCGUAUCCCCAGCCAUGGAGCGGACUCAGGGAUACCAGGUCUCCCCCGCCUGUGGGGCUGAGCUGGGCGCGGCGUGGCAGGGACCAGGGUCUGAGCUCCACGGCCCGGUAUGGGCGGGGAGGUCAAUGACGUUAAUAACUGGAGGCGAAAGCCCCCAGUACGAACUGGGCCUGUUCUUACUGUGGUGUGUGAAUGCUGACAGGGGAGUGUGGCUAGGAUAGUCUGCAUUGGGGGAUGGGAGUCUGCCCGAGGGCGAAUACCUGGGCGUGUAGCAUGGGAGCCCAGGAAGGGGUUGGAGGCCAGGUGACACCUUGGCCCGGGAAACUGAACAAAGGCUGUGGGAGGGGUCGCUGAAGGGAGAGGGCUGGAAGCGGGCUGGAGAGAUGGCUGGAAGGCAGAGAUGGCUCUGACCCCCCAAAGGGGGGUGGGCUGGGAUGCCCUGGGACCCCAAGCUGGACCUAACUGAGGGGGUCCUGUUGUCUGUGCCGGCAAGACCUGUCUUGGACUGUAUUCCUGUCAUCCAAAUAAACCUUCUGCUUUA
Molecule: messenger RNA, 3760 nt
Organism: Malaclemys terrapin pileata
Lineage: Eukaryota; Metazoa; Chordata; Testudines; Emydidae
Product: intercellular adhesion molecule 5-like
Exons: 10
Coding region: 130-2598 (822 amino acids)
Biological process (GO): cell-cell adhesion
Cellular component (GO): membrane
Molecular function (GO): integrin binding
Source: RefSeq, a predicted model, not a curated record